Molecule: messenger RNA, 1933 nt
Organism: Mangifera indica (mango)
Lineage: Eukaryota; Viridiplantae; Streptophyta; Magnoliopsida; Sapindales; Anacardiaceae
Product: U-box domain-containing protein 4-like
Exons: 2
Coding region: 200-1597 (465 amino acids)
Cellular component (GO): cytoplasm; nucleus
Molecular function (GO): protein binding
Source: RefSeq, a predicted model, not a curated record
AUGUCGUUUAACAUUUACUCUGAUAAACUAAAAUCCAGCCCCAUAAAUCUGAAGCUUCAGCUGUUUCAGUUCUUCUUCUAACCUCAGACUGUGUCAAUUUUCGCCAUGAAAAUCUGACAACUCUGAAAACCAAAACUUAAAUCUUAUAAAAAACACUUUUGCUGUUGCGGGUUUAGCUUGCUUUUCUUGUUUUACCAAAAUGGUUUCGUUGGAAGAUUCUCAUUCAACUUCAAGUCGCCGGUUUCCUUUGAGGCAAAAUUUUUACUCUCCGUCUUCGUUUUCGAGCUUCAAAAUCCACCGAAGCCCCGCCCGAUCCAUGCGUACGAUUCGUUCGAACCUGUACCAACACGAGAACAGUUGCUCCUUUACUACAGUUCCCGAUCACUCGAGCUACUUGUCAGAGAAUCUGACAGAUUCGGUUAUCGACAUGAGACUCGGCGAGCUUGCCACCAAACUGCUAGACGCCAAAUCGGGCAAGUCCAACCCAUCAGAAGAGGAUUUCUUGAAUGUCUCACAAGCUUUCAGCGAUUUCUCGGUCUGUAGCAGCGACAUAUCGGGAGAGUUGCAGCGCCUCGCGAGCUUACCAUCACCUGAAAACAAUCCAUCUCAACCCAGUGACGAAAACCGUCAAGGCAAGCUGGAACCGGAGCCGGAGCCGUGUUUGGGGUUCCUCCAAAGGGAAAGCUUCUCAACCGAAAUAAUUGAAAGCAUUUCGCCGGAAGAUCUUCAACCGACGGUUAAGCUCUGCAUCAAUGGUCUUCAAUCUUCAUCUAUCGCCGUCAAGCGAUCAGCCGCAGCAAAACUGAGACUUUUAGCAAAAAAUCGGUCCGAUAAUCGGGUACUUAUCGGUGAAUCGGGUGCCAUACCGGCCUUAAUUCCUCUUCUCAAAUGUAGCGAUCCAUUGACUCAAGAACAUGCAGUAACAGCUUUAUUAAACCUCUCUUUGCACGAGAAUAACAAAUCCCUUAUCACAGACGCGGGGGCGAUAAAGUCUUUAGUCUAUGUUCUCAAAACCGGUACUGAAACUUCGAAGCAAAAUGCAGCCUGUGCUUUGCUGAGUCUGGCUCUGAUAGAAGAGAAUAAAAGUUCAAUAGGCGCGUGUGGGGCAAUUCCACCAUUAGUUUCAUUGCUAAUAAGCGGUUCAAACAGAGGGAAAAAAGAUUCUUUAACGACAUUGUAUAAGCUUUGUUCGUUGAAGCAGAACAAGGAGAGGGCGGUAAGCGCUGGGGCGGUGAGGCCUUUGGUAGCGAUUUUGGUGGGGCAAGGUGAGGGAAUGGCGGAGAAAGCCAUGGUGGUGUUGAGCUUGUUGGCGGGGAUCGCGGAGGGGAGAGACGCCAUUGUUGAUGCAAAUGGAAUUGCUGCUCUUGUUGAGGCAAUUGAAGAUGGGAGUGUCAAGGGGAAGGAGUUUGCAGUGCUGACUUUGUUGCAGCUCUGUGCUGAGAGUGUGAGGAAUAGAGGGUUGCUGGUUAGAGAAGGAGGGAUUCCUCCGCUUGUAGCACUUUCGCAAACGGGGAGUGUAAGAGCUAAGCAUAAGGCUGAAACACUUCUGGGGCAUCUGAGAGAGCCAAGACAGGAGGCUUCAUCGUCGAGUCCAUAGAGUGGUAAGGUGUUGUUUUGAUGUACAUAGGGAGUGUCUUGCUGAUGAUUUUGUACAGCGUGGUUGAGAAAUGUGGUGGAAAAAUCAUAUGUAGAAUUGGAAACAAGUUAUAUAUAUAUGUAUCAGGGAGAGAGUAGUGAGUAAUCAAUUGACCUUUAGAUGUAUGAAUUUUAUCUAGGUUUUGGAAUUUUGAUUCUCUAGAGGUGGAGGGUUAGUGAUUUCCUUGUGGGUUUUUGGGUGUAAUAAUAUCUUGGGUUAUUGUCCUUGUUGUUUCGUUCAGAUAAUCCAACUUCUGUCAAAAAAUUUUCCUGAAUGAAGAUGCAGAUUAUUAUAAUA